UUUUGCAAGCGAGCAAGCAAAUUGUAUAUUUGUGAAAUUACCCUUUUUUUCAAACGGAAAAGCCAAAUUCCUUACUAGCCAAACCUGAUCUUUCUUUUAUCCGGCAACGCCCUCGGCUAUUUCCUUCUCGCGACAUCGACUUGCAGAUUGUUUUUGUUUUCAGAUAAAAAGAAGCAUUGAUGAAACCACAUUCGGCAUGGGGCUCACUGAAGAACCCGGUGAAGUUCAAGAUUCCAACAUCUGAGAAUCUUGUUCCUAUCCGUCUGGACAUCGAAAUUGAUGGUCAAAGAUUUAGGGAUGCUUUUAGUUGGAACCCAAAUGAUCCCGACUCAGAGGUGGUGGUGUUUGCGAAGAGAACUGUGAAGGAUUUGAAACUUCCUCCUGCUUUUAUCACUCAGAUUGCUCAAUCCAUUCAAUCGCAAUUGACAGAAUUUCGGUCUUACGAAGGACAAGAUAUGCACACUGGCGAGAGAGUUGUUCCUAUCAAGCUUGAUCUCCGAGUAAAUCACACAGUUAUCAAGGACCAUUUUUUCUGGGACUUGAACAACUUUGAGAGUGAUCCUGAAGAAUUUGCAAGGACAUUUUGUAAGGAUAUGGGAAUUGAAGAUCCAGAAGUUGGACCUGCAAUUGCCAUAUCAAUUCGUGAACAACUUUAUGAGAUUGCAAUUCAAAGUGUUGCAUCCGCGAAAGAAAGCAGGGCAAUUAAGAAAGGACGCAGAGGAACGGAACAUCUCUCAGCCAAUAAAACAGGAUUGCCUGCAUUGGACCUGGUGAAGCUAUUUGGCAUUAGAUCAAGUGUCGUCCGAAAAAGGAGGGACUGGGAUGUAUAUGAGCCAAUUGUCGAUAUCCUGUCAAAUGAAGAGGUGGAUGCCCUCGAGGCUAGAGAAGAGAGGAUUGCUCGGUGAUGCAGACAGUGUCCAUUGGAAUGGGUACUAGCAGUUUAAAGGGUAAAUCGUUUUUAGUUUUAGAAUGAUGAAAUGAAACUAAUUCCUAGUCAUAGUAUAGCCAAAAUCCCGUGUUAUAGAUAAUGUUUAGAUUUUUGCAUUGAUCUGCAGAUCACAGUUACCUCUGUUUGUCAAAAGAAUAUGGAACAGCACUUCUGUUUCAUGUGUUAAUGUAUCCUCUCUGCCUGAGAAACUAAUGAUUGCUAAUUUGGUAGUUAUUUCUCGA
This is a messenger RNA of Lycium ferocissimum, 1170 nucleotides long. Its product is annotated as chromatin structure-remodeling complex protein BSH. The transcript has 11 exons. Gene Ontology annotation, molecular function: transcription coregulator activity. Gene Ontology annotation, cellular component: nuclear chromosome; nucleus. The record is from RefSeq and is a predicted model, not a curated record. Lineage: Eukaryota; Viridiplantae; Streptophyta; Magnoliopsida; Solanales; Solanaceae. The coding region runs from base 180 to 905 and encodes 241 amino acids. Gene Ontology annotation, biological process: regulation of transcription by RNA polymerase II; chromatin remodeling.